AUGGCACCUGCUCAGGUGUCCGCUGCUGCCAUGGCAACGGGUCCUAAUCUGCAUUGUCAGGCCCAGUUCACCCUUCCUUCAAGUCGGUUCCGAUUUGUGUCGUGGAAUCGCCUGGAGCAGUGUGAUGUCACGGGUGACCAGCUGACCUGCCCCAGGGUCAGAGAAGGGCCAUCAGAAGAGCUGUUACAAAGAGAGAGGGAUGACAUUUGUUUGGAGAGAGGGAGGAGAAGGAGAGAGGAGGAAGGACAAAGAUGGGAAGAUAGACUGCAAGAGAAUUGGGAAAACUGUCUGGAGUUAAAUCUGUCCUACCAAGACUUGGGGGACCCCUUCCAGCAAGAGAAUUUCCUUCGGAUCCUCCGCCGGUUAUUCCGCGUGGAGAAACUACAACUGGUUGACAAUUCCCUCACCAACCUGAGCUCUGUACGUCUGCCAAGGUGCAAAAUGCUAAAUCUGCACCGCAACCACCUGGUGUGUCUACGUCAGCUGCCAAAGCUCCCAGCAGUGGAGCACCUUUGUCUGUCUGAGAACGCCAUUGGCUCCCUGGGGGGACUGAGAGCUCUAGGGAACAGCCCCCUUUGCUCCCUCAACCUAACCCGCAACCCAGUGACCUUCACUCAGGACUAUCGAGCACGUGUUUUCCUCUGUUUGCCAAAGCUAGAGAUCCUGGAUGGAAUCCCCAAGCUGCCAGAAGACUCUCAGCCCACCACACCACUGUUCUCCGAAACUACCAGGAUGUGUAACAUUUUAUGACGAUUCUCUCAAUGCAUGGAUGUGUAUGGAAUCAGUUCUCCCAAUCCUAUAACACUUGACACAAUGACAUUCAGCAAAGCACUCUUCAGCAAACUUUGAGGUUGCACUAAUGGUUUCAUAGAGCUGUUCAAAUUAUUUACACAAAACGUGUCUCGACAGUUGCCGAAAAACACUGACAAUGCCAUCACAGGAAAUGUAAUAGUAAUCAGCUACAAGGCCAUGCAAAAUAUUUUUUUAUAUUGAGUACAACUUAUAUACACU
Messenger RNA from Etheostoma spectabile (orangethroat darter), 1011 nucleotides. RefSeq lists its product as uncharacterized. The transcript has 6 exons. The record is from RefSeq and is a predicted model, not a curated record. Lineage: Eukaryota; Metazoa; Chordata; Actinopteri; Perciformes; Percidae. The coding region runs from base 1 to 750 and encodes 249 amino acids.